AUGCUGAACGAAACCACCUCACCAUCAUCUUCCACACCUUCAUCCCCACCAUACUACAUUCUCUCAUCAGACAACGAACCAUCUGACCCCCAAUCCCCCACACUAGCUCAACUUCAGGCACGUGCUUUAGCCUCACAGCAACCACCACAACGUGAACCUGAAGUCACCUCUCCACCCCCCGAACAACACACAAAUCAACCAUCUGAACAACCACAAACAUCACUUUCUGAACAACCAACAACUUCACCCUCUGAACAUCAACCUAGUCCACCACCUGAACAAACAACACCACCUCCCUCUGAUAUUCCCCCGCUACCAAUCUCUAAAGACAUCAUCAUCCCUACUCAAAAUCCCGCUGACACCAACCCAACACCACCAUCCUCCCCAUCCUCUAACCCUGAACCAGAAACUGCAUUCCCCAUACUAGAAGAAGCAAUAACUUUAUUUGCAGAAUCUUUAGUGGAGAAGAUCAAGGACUUGGUGCAAAAAGCAUUGAAAGAAGGAAGGGUUCAAUUUGGCGAAAGAACAAAGAUGCAAGUGGACUCUGAUCCUCUGAAGGUUGAAGAAGCCUUGUACUCUGAACCUCUUGAAUGCAGGAUGGUGGAGACUACUGAUGGUCUCAUGGAGUCUCUGGAUAAGGUGUCUCUAGUUAAAUCUUUUGAAGUACUAUGGUUGAAACUACUGAUGGUUUUGACAAAAGAGUUGAAGAUGGACUAG
This is a messenger RNA of Lathyrus oleraceus (garden pea), 717 nucleotides long. Its product is annotated as classical arabinogalactan protein 9-like. The transcript is spliced from 2 exons. Bases 1 to 717 code for a protein of 238 amino acids. Lineage: Eukaryota; Viridiplantae; Streptophyta; Magnoliopsida; Fabales; Fabaceae. The record is from RefSeq and is a predicted model, not a curated record.